Messenger RNA from Owenia fusiformis, 2523 nucleotides. NCBI's taxonomy places the organism in Eukaryota, Metazoa, Annelida, Polychaeta, Sabellida, Oweniidae. The record is from the annotation of a GenBank genome assembly.
AAUGUAGGACCAGGGGCUAAUGUUAGACCAGGAGCCAAUGCUGAACCAGUGGCCACUGCUGAACAAGGAGCAAAGUAUUUUAAUGUUAUGUGGUGCAAACGUUCAAAUAAGAAACACAAAAAAUGGGAAGGGGAUGCCAUCUUACAGGCAAAGGGAAGAAGUGUUAGUCUGUUUGAUAUGGAAGGAAAAGAGAUAGGCAAGGCCACUGGUUAUAAGAUCGCUGAGUUGCAGAACUUGACUGAAGGAGAAACUUUACCCAUUGGGGGCAAACAAAUUGAGGUGAUGGGGUAUGUGACUCCAGAGCAGUUUUCCAGUGGAAAAUGCUUCACAUCUGCUGGCCAAGUUGAAAUACAGCAAGAAGUAAAUCCAAAACCCAAAAGUUUUAAACCAUUUGUGAAGCCCACAAAACUUCACACCAAUGGUGGCAACCCAUUACACAGGGCUAAGAUAGUGAAAGUGAGUGGUCCAAGGUUUGACCCCACUAUGGUUGAUGCUCUAGUCAUGCCCCGUCCAAAUCAGGCACAUCAGUGGCAGUUGAAUAAAGAGGGGCUAGCAGUCAUCGAUGUUGUCGUCGAUCCAUACAUCUCGACCCAUUUACGUCCACAUCAGCGAGAUGGAGUCGUAUUUCUCUAUGAGUGCAUUAUGGGAUUCAGAAACUUUCAUGGAAAUGGUGCAAUUUUGGCAGAUGAUAUGGGGCUAGGCAAAACAUUACAAUGUAUCUCACUGGUUUGGACACUGCUUAAACAGGGACCAUAUGGAGGAAAGGCAGUCCUGAAGAAAAUCCUAAUUGUCACUCCUGGUAGCUUGGUGAAGAAUUGGAUGCGGGAGUUUAAGAAAUGGUUAGGAACUGAGAGAAUUCAGGUGUUUACUGUUGACCAGGACAACAAAGUUCAGGAGUUUAUUAAAUGUGGUAUCCACCCCGUGAUGAUUAUUUCAUAUGAGAUGUUUAUACGGUCCCUCGAAAGUCUCAAAGCUGUGACAUUUGAUCUAGUCAUAUGUGAUGAAGGACAUAGACUGAAGAAUACAACUAUUAAAACCACAUCAAGUCUAAUGAGUCUUCCUACACGCAGGAGGAUAGUGCUAACAGGUACCCCAAUACAGAAUGACCUGCAAGAGUUCUUCUCAAUAGUGGAGUUUACCAACCCAGGAGUUCUAGGGUCCAGUUCUGCAUUCAGACGUGUCUAUGAAGACCCCAUAAUAACAUCGAAGCAACCAAGAGCAACUUCUGAAGAGAAAGAAAUAGGAGGGCAGCGUGCAGCAGAACUAAAUCGAUUGACAGGAAUGUUUGUCCUGAGACGCACGCAAGAAAUAAAUAAUCGCUAUUUACCACCAAAAGUGGAGCUAGUGAUAUUUUGUCCUCCAACUGAACUCCAGUUGAACAUCUACAGAAAACUUAUUGCAUCACGUCUCGUGAGGUCAUGUUUUUCACGUAACAGUAAUGGUAGCCCCCACUUAAUGUGUAUAGCAGCUAUGAAGAAAUUGUGUAACCACCCCUGGCUGCUCUUUGAGAAAGCAAAAGAAUCUGAGGAGGCAUUCAAUUUGGACUCUGAGAAUGAUGAGGAAUCCCUCUACCAAGACAUAUUUUCACUCUACCCUGACCAAUUUGAAGAGCUGAUCCUGCACCCAGCAGCAUCGGGGAAAUUAACUGUUCUUCAGGGCAUCUUGCAAGAACUCUCAGCAUCUAAAGAACGUGUUGUUUUGGUCUCAAAUUACACCCAGACAUUGAACAUUCUGGAGCACAUGUGUCAGAGGUCUAACUAUACUUAUGUGAGGCUGGAUGGACAGACACCAACAGCUAAAAGACAACAACUUGUGGAAAAUUUCAAUAGCAAAUAUUCUGAUACAUUUAUUUUCCUACUGAGUUCAAAAGCAGGAGGUGUCGGCUUGAAUCUGAUUGGUGCAUCAAGGCUGGUGCUCUACGAUAUCGAUUGGAACCCAGCCAAUGAUCUCCAAGCAAUGGCACGAGUUUGGAGGGAUGGGCAGCGAAAGAAAGUUUACAUCUAUAGAUUGUUUACUACAGGAACAAUUGAAGAGAAAGUCUACCAAAGACAAAUAAGCAAACAAGGACUCAGUGGAGCUGUUAUGGACUCUAAAACUACAAUACAAAAUGUCAAAUUUUCUCUGGAGGAUCUCAAGGAUUUGUUCACAUUGAGAGAUGAAACAGACUGUGAUACGCACGAUUUGUUGAACUGUAAAUGCGAGACCUCAUCAAACAUAGAAUCCUCAACAGGUCAGGAGAACAACACCAGAAGAUGUCAACUUGGAGCAACCAAAAAUACAAAACAAAAGAAAAAUCUGUCAAUGGAUGAACUGAUGUCUUGGCAGCAUAUCCCAAGAAACAAUUUAGAAUCAUUAAAUCAGGAUUAUCACCUUGGCAACUCUGAAGCUGGUAUAUCAUAUGUAUUCUGGCAAGAAAGCAACAAAGGAAGUGAAUAGAAAAGUUUAAGCUUAUAUAUUCUGGCAAGAAAGCAACAAAGGAAGUGAAUAGAACAGUUUAAGCUUAUAUAUAUUCUGGCAAGAAAG